Anopheles maculipalpis is the source of this 2769-nucleotide messenger RNA. It is a transcript of the gene Wdr33, whose product is annotated as pre-mRNA 3' end processing protein WDR33. Gene Ontology annotation, cellular component: mRNA cleavage and polyadenylation specificity factor complex. The transcript is spliced from 7 exons. Gene Ontology annotation, molecular function: protein binding. The record is from RefSeq and is a predicted model, not a curated record. The coding region runs from base 1 to 2769 and encodes 922 amino acids. NCBI's taxonomy places the organism in Eukaryota, Metazoa, Arthropoda, Insecta, Diptera, Culicidae.
AUGGAAUUCUCGCAGCCACCACCGUCCGUAGAUGCCGCACCGUCGGUGCAACAUUUCGCCAAUCCGCCGCCCAUUAACCGUAUCCUUAGCUACCAGCAUCCACAGCCACCUAAGCAGCAGUUUAAUUUCUACCACCACAAACCGUACCAUCACUUCAAUGGCUUUCGCGGCGGUGGACCUAUGUCACAGGAUGACUUCGAUGGCAAGCGGCUCCGAAAGUCAGUUAUGCGUAAAACGGUGGACUACAAUGCUUCCAUCAUAAAGGCGCUUGAGUGUCGCACCUGGCAACGAGAUCAUCGGGACCGACGGGCCCUGCAGCCGGAAAGCAUCUACAUUCCCGAACUGUUGCCCCCGCCAAGCUACAUGGACAACCCGAGUAAUGCGGUCACGACGCGUUUCGUCAAGACGGCUACGAACAAGAUGCGUUGUCCGAUCUUCACUCUUGCCUGGACGCCGGAAGGACGCCGGUUAAUUACGGGCGCCAGUUCCGGCGAGUUUACCCUAUGGAACGGACUCAUGUUUAACUUCGAGACGAUUCUUCAGGCUCACGAUGUUUCGGUGCGAACGAUGGUUUGGUCACACAACGACAACUGGAUGGUGACGGGCGAUCACGGCGGAUACGUCAAAUACUGGCAAUCGAACAUGAACAACGUGAAGAUGUUCCAGGCACACAAGGAUCCGAUACGUGGAAUCAGUUUUAGUCCUUCGGAUGCAAAGUUUGCGAGCUGCAGCGAUGACGGUACGGUGCGGGUGUGGGAUUUCCUACGCUGCCAGGAAGAGCGUGUGUUGCGAGGCCACGGUGCGGACGUCAAGUGUGUCCAUUGGCAUCCACAGAAGGCACUGAUCGUAUCCGGUAGCAAAGACAACCAGCAACCGAUCAAGCUAUGGGAUCCAAAGUGCGGUCAAGCGCUUGCUACACUACACGCACACAAAUCGACGGUGAUGGAUUUGAAGUGGAACGAUAAUGGGAACUGGCUUGUAACGGCUUCCCGGGAUCAUCUGUUGAAGCUUUUCGAUCUGCGAAAUCUCAGCGAAGAGGUGCAGGUGUUUCGUGGCCACAAAAAGGAAGCGAGUGCAGUGUCGUGGCAUCCGAUCCACGAGGGAUUGUUUGCUUCGGGUGGUUCGGAUGGGUCGAUCCUCUUCUGGAAUGUUGGUACGGACAAAGAGGUUGGCAGCAUCGAUAUGGCACAUGAUAGCAUCGUCUGGACGUUGGCCUGGCAUCCGCUUGGACACAUACUAUGCUCGGGAUCAAACGAUCACACGGUAAAGUUCUGGACACGCAACCGGCCCGGCGAUCAGAUGCGCGACAAGUACAAUCUCAACACACUGCCCGCCAGCCUGGCCGGAUUGGAUGAGUGCGAGCUGGAAGAGCACAUCGUCAUACCGGGCAUGGGACCGGAGGAUAAAGUGGACAUUGUGGAAAGCAUUGCGACGAAGGAGGCGGGUCCGAUUCCGGGGCUGGAUUUGAAUCAGGGCAGUUUCAAUGAUAAAAUGCGCGAAAAGAAGAUACCGUACAGUAAGCCGAUUCCGCGCAACUUCCAGGCGCAGUGGAACGAAUCGAGCAAGCUGGACGAUCAUGCUACGACGGCGGAAGAAAUCAAGGAGGUGAUCUCGCAGAUCGUUGACAAUGGGCCAACGGCACUGAAGAAACCGCUCCCGACCGCUAUAUCGCUUUACGAGCGUACGAUUGCGGUUAUGCCGGACAGCCCACUGGAGCAAGCUAUCAGUGAAGGUACGGAAGCGCUCAAUCGAUUUAUCGAGCAGGGAGGCAUUCCUGAGCUGCAUGACAUAUUCCCACCGAUCGCCGAACCGGACACGAACGGGGAUGAUGGAGAGCAACCUCCCAAACCACCAGCUAAACGUGCGCGGGUAGAUGUAGAACCAAAGUUCUUUUACGGUCCACUACCGUACAUUGUGGAUCCGACGGAGCAAUCGCGUGAUUCGAUCCACUCGGUCGACGAUUCGGCAGGAUCACGAUCGAAGGACGAUCCUACGUUCGAUCCGAAGCUUCCAUCGCUGCUGCAGCUUGAUGUUAAUCCACCGAUUACGGUGGAGUUCAAUACGAGUGAUCCGGUCGACAUUCGGAACAGCUGGAGGGGACGGGAAAAGCAUCGCGAAAAGCGUAAUCUCGAGGAGGAUAAAAAGAUCUGGAAAGAGUACAACGAUCGUAACUGGGACGAGGAGGACAAUGAUGAUUCGGUGAUGAUCGUCGAACCACCCGCAUCGUCGUCGGCAAUGCGAUCCGACACGCCGCUUAGUCAAAACACCAACAGUAACGGGCAGUGGAUGCCGGAGUAUGACAAUGACCUACCACCAGGUCCACCGCCCGGUAUGCACGGUAUGGCACCGUGGCAGAUGCCGAACAAUGGCAAUACUGGUGGUGGUGGCGGUGGAAAUCACCAUCCCGGCGGGAUGCCACCGUUCGGAGGAUUCGGGGAUGAUGAUGCAUUUAAUCUGCAGCGACCGCCACCACCGAUUCCGGGUGGACCACCGCCACCAUUUGGUAAUCUUAAUCCGAACCCGUUCGCCAUGAUGGGUGGUCAGAAUGAGGACGAUGGAGGCUUUCCAAACAACAACCAUAAUGCCGGUGGUAAUCAUAGGAAUGAAUUUAAUCGGAAUGACGAUUGGAUGCGCAACGAUGGCGGUGUAAACCAUCGGGGUGGUAAUCAUAGAAAUCGGGGUGCCGGUGGUGGUAGAGACUUUCGGGACGAUCGGGGUGGCGGUGGUGGUGGUCGAAGGGAUCGUGGUUUUGGAAGACGAAGAAAUUAG